Molecule: messenger RNA, 1760 nt
Organism: Physella acuta
Lineage: Eukaryota; Metazoa; Mollusca; Gastropoda; Physidae
Product: solute carrier family 40 member 1
Biological process (GO): iron ion transmembrane transport
Cellular component (GO): membrane
Molecular function (GO): iron ion transmembrane transporter activity
Source: RefSeq, a predicted model, not a curated record
UGUUUUAUCUCCAACUUGGACAUCAUGGCUGUCUGGUCCACGGUUUUCAGUGUACAGCUGUCAGUUCCUGUCAUCUUGGUCAGGUCGAAUGUGGUCUUUUUUCAUGGGGCUUUACCUAGCCUCUAUAUCCGCGGAGUCCACUCAACCUAGCGCUACCUACGGAUUAGCAAGAGGUGGCGCUGUUCUACUAUGUGGAGCUUUUAUUGGCGACUGGGUCGACGUCACGCCUAGGUUAAAAGCUGCGACCAUGAUCAUGAUUCUCCAGAAUGUGUUGGUGAUGGCGUGUUCUGGCACCAUCCUGAUCACGGCCCUGUGUGGGGGCAGGGAGAUGCUGUACCACGUGUACGUCCCCGUGGUCUGUCUGUCCGUGCUGUCCCGCCUCAUGAAGGAGGGGCGGGUCCUGGUGGUGGAGAGGGACUGGGUGGUGGAGCUGUGUUCUAGGGAGGAGCAUCAUCUGGCAGUUAUGACGUCAUCCUUCCGUCGUAUCGAUCUCCUGACCAAGAUGCUGGCGCCAAUUGUGACGGGUCACGUGAUGGGGUACGCUGGCAUCAACAUGGGGUGUGUGUUGAUCAUCGUCUGGACCUCAGUGUCCCUUGGGGUGGAAUAUUACCUCAUCAGGCGAGUCUACAGCCUCGUUCCCGUCUUGAUGGAGAAGAAAAACAUUGCUGGCAGUAUGGGUUUAAAUGGUGAGAAGAACCACAGUUUGUUAAAUACAGAUUUGACGUCUUUGGAGGAAGAAGACACAUCAUCCAGGGAUCUGGCACAAACCAGGAAUGGAAAAGCUGUACCCAAGUGCAAAUGCGCUGAUGGCGUCACCAAACGAAUUUUCGCCCAGUUUCUUGUACUGUAUCGCGGGUUCAAAACUUACGUGGCAUAUGACGUCGUCUUCGCCGGACUGGCUUUAGCAUCACUUUAUCUCACCGUGCUUGGUUUUGAUGAGAUAACCAUUGGUUACGCCACAUCACAAGGCUUGGACGAGUCUCUGCUAGGCACCCUGAUGGGCGUGGGCGCAGGUUUUGGUAUCAUCGCCACCUUCACAUACCCCUACAUAGUCAGGAGGGUGGGGCUACCCUACACGGGCGUCAUGGCGCUAGGUUUGCAGGUCUUGUGUUUAACCUUGUGCGUCAUUGCCGUCUGGCUACCCGGAAGUCCUUUCGAUCUCACUUUGGAAACCAACAUAGACAAAAACACGGAACUGAACUCUUCUGAUACAAGAUACAACUCUUCCAGUACCGUGUACAUCAAGCCAAUACAUACAUAUAUCAAUACAAGCAAUGUAUCAGUGGACUACCCAAUGGAUAUCUUAGGGAAUUCGACAUCUCUGAAUGUUAGCGCGCUCAACGCUGAGAGAAACAUCACGCGGACAUACAGAACAGAGGCAACUGUAUCUAUCUGGGUCAUGAUGGCUGGGGUGGUACUUGCACGGUUUGGUCUAUGGACGGCUGACUUGACCAUCACACAGGUCUAUGGACGGCUGACUUUAAACUCCACAGGUCUAUGGACGGCUGACUUGACCAUCACACAGAUCUACUUGGACGCCGUGGCACCGACACAGCGUGGGAUCGUCAACGGGGUGCAGGGGUCACUGAACCAGCUGAUGGACCUGGUCAAGUACGGCCUGGUCCACGCGGCGCCCCACCCCCACCAGUUCGGCCUGCUGACCCUCGUCUCCUACACCUUCAUCCUCACAGGCUGGGCCCUGGUGUGUCUGUACGCACUCAAAGCAGCCAGGCGCCGGAAAUCCGGUUAUUAGUCACUGG